AAUUAAUCAUUCGCUUACAGCAGCUUUUGAAGCUUCCUUACGCUUCUGAUAAAGCGACAACCAUAACAUCUGAUUUGCUACAAGUUAUACUCGGACAGUUUUGAUUUUGUUCUUUGUCUCAUUUACGUUUCCAUUUUUUUAUUCGUCCGCUCGCUGUGACACCGAAAUUCCUGAAAAGAAUACAAGUGUGGACUAAACGUAUGACUAAAGUUUACCGGGAAUCUCUUUAACUGAAUGCGAAAAGACUGGAGCAGUGCUAGGAAGUCAUUCGUACAAUAUGUAGUAUUUCGCAACACAACGCACUAGCAUCAAUGUGCUAUUAUAUUCCUGAAGGAACAAAUAAUAACACGAACGCGAGUCUUGCAGCGCACGGACACGUUCUCCUGGCUGCAUAGAGGUAUUCCUGCGACGUACUGCAACCAUGUUUAUGACUUAGGUUUAUGGGCAUCAUCAUGAGCCACGUAACAACCCAGGACAGCAUUAUCUCUGUUUUAAAAAAUAUUGCAGUCUCUCUUCAUUGUACCAUCAAAUGAACUGUGCGUUCGGGAUGGACUUCGCUGUGAAGAUCGAAACCGAAACUGCCAAGCACGCCGGCCCAACGUACUGAGGGGGCGCCACAAUAUAAUUUUCGACGCCAUUUGCGAGAAAGCGCGGGGUUGAAACGUUAAAAACUCUGGAAGUUCCGAAACUAUGCGGUACACGGACGUGGCGAUCUAAGGCGGAGUUCGAGCCUUCGGUUUAUUUUCUGUCAUUCACCAUUUUAGACGUUCACCUACCAGUGUCGAGAGCCUUCUGCAACGAUUCGUGUGAAAAAAACGGUGCGGCCGUUCACUUAUACGGAUAUGCCGGGGUAUGCGUAUCGCCUCUGUGGCUUCGCCAGUGGAGUCGAUGGGAGACCUGUCAACUUCAAGGAACCCCUGUCCCACGCCCGUGUCUGCGGUUUGUGCGGAUUCGUGUCUGUGGAACUAGCAGUGCUACCUUGCCUUCAUUUCCUGUGUACUUCUUGCCUUGGAGGCUGCGCACAAGGCGACGGCGGUGCCCGCUGCCCCAUGGACAAGACGUCGUUCCAGGUGGACGAAGUCGCGAUUUCGCCGUUUCAUUGCGCCGACUUGGCGGAACAGCUGGUGAGCUGUUGGAACGCCAGCAAUGGUUGCGGCUUUGAGGGUCCUGUCGAUGAACUGCUGGAGCACUUUGAGAAGCACUGCACCUUCCAUGCCACCACCUGUCCCCGCUGCCGGGAGACCGUGACGCGCGGCAACCUGCCAAGGCACUACGUUGCUGGAUGCGACGUUGCCUCCAAGCUGCGCAUAGACGGCGGAGGCAAUCCGGCCGUCACGGCGCAGACGGACGAGCUGCUGAGCCGCAAGGCAGGUCACUGCUCGUACCACGACUUGCUCACGUCCAUGCAGAGCCAGAUGAACGAUCUGGCAGAGGCGCUGGCCGGCAUCAGCACUGCGAUCGCGGAGUGGGAUUGUCGGGAACUAGAGCUUCUUCCCGGCGCCACCACCGGACGAGGAGCAGGACAGGGCGCAGAUGUAGACUCCAUCCUGGCGGCGUUUACAAAAACUAGCGCUGCACUUACUGAGCAUUUUGACAGUAUGAACCGCUCUCUGCCUCAGGAGGUGGCCUCGGCGCUUGUGCGAGCCUUGGGCGGCGAGACGCUCGAUGGUAGUGCCAGUAGGGUCGCAGUGCGGGAACAGCAGGAAUGCGGGUAUUCCAGCACGAUUGGGGGCACUGUGCCAAGCGUAGACGUGGGCGCCCUGCUGGCGGCGUUAAGCGAGAAGAUUACGCAGCGCCUAGACAACUUGAGCCACGCUCUUAGCCGUGAGGGGACUGUCCCGCGGUGGCCAGCGGUCGCGGCUAAAAGUGUACAGACUUGCCCAGACGAGAGGGCAUUGUCGCCAGCUGUGUUCGGCGCCAGUGAUAGCCCCAACAAGGCACUCGUGCUUCUCGUCCUAAUUAUGAACGAGAAGUGGUGCAAGGUUGACGGCUACUAUAACGGGGUGCGUGGCUUUCCUGUCAUUAUAGGCAACAUGCCUACUGGAUUGUCCGUGUCAUUUUAUGUGUCGAGAGAAGCAAACCUAAUUGCAUUGUUCGCAAGAUUAGACAAGAAAGGAGGCAACAUGCACAAUAAAAGUGACACAAACCUGCCGGUCGUACGUAGGCUUAGCUCCAGCGAGCUCGAGUCGCCUGCUAUCAAGAUGCGGUAUAUGCGACAAACAGAAGCAAUCUGGGGAGCAGGUGACUUCAGUUCGGAUGACAAGUUUCUCCUGUUUGUGUGCAACCUGAAAGAGCCUGGUGAGGAGGAUUAUAAGGCAAGACUGGAAUUAGUCAUGGAAUUCAAUUGAACCGCUGCAGCACAAUGAACCACCAUUUAUUAGCCAGAUGGCUUGUACCUUUUCAAGGAAUAAAGCAGAUACAAAGCCAAUAAAAGAAAUGUAAGACCAGUCUAUUGUAGGUGGUUAUUUCUCUACUGUCGGUAGGAAUCUUGAAAAAUCUAAAGCCUUUGGGAAUGACAAAGGUAAUGCAAAGCAGUUUAGCUUUCGAUGCAAAGUGGAGGUCUGAUGUAAGGGCCAGGAUUCUGUAUGGUGUUAUCAACUAUGUGGAAGUGUGCACGUAAUCGGGAUCAAGGGAGAAUCGAUUUCGUUGUGGAAAUCUUUGUGUGAUAAAACACCAUCUCGCGUACCUUUUUCUCACCCCCCCACC
Messenger RNA from Dermacentor andersoni, 2706 nucleotides. The record is from RefSeq and is a predicted model, not a curated record. NCBI's taxonomy places the organism in Eukaryota, Metazoa, Arthropoda, Arachnida, Ixodida, Ixodidae.